AUGGAGUUGAAAGAGCUCGAUCCCGAGCCUGUGGCUCAUUACAGACCUGUAGAGGGCAUAGAGAAACCCAGUGGUAUUUUGAACUGGCUCAAUCCAAGAAUUUUGAGGAUUUCGUUACGGAAAAUUCAAAAAUACUCUGUCUGGCCCUUUGCAGCUUAUUUCCCAUUGCAUGCCAUCAAUACGCUCAUAGUGCCAGCUAUAUCACCCGAAGGGGCUCCAAACGAUGUGCUCAUGAUGGUACGGGAACUAUUACCAGGGUUCACGAGUACCCUUUUGAGUGCUUCUGUCGCUGCGCAUUUGGCUAGCGGAGUGGCUCUGAGAAUAUGGAGUCUUGUAGCGAAUUGGAGAAGACCGAAAAGAGCCAAAAAUAGGGUACAGGACUCUGCUGAGCGCGAAUCACAGCGUGAAAUAGGACUUGUAGGCGGUCUUUCCGGUUAUUUUAUCGGUGUCACGAAACAACUGUCAUAUAACCCUCAAAUUCUUACAGGGUAUAUCCUGGCACCUGCGAUAUUCUACCAUACAUAUCUCAUGAAAAAGGCUCCACUACAGGAAGGAAUUGACAUAGAUUUUGACUUUGUCAAGUGGAUCUUGCAAAAUGACAGCAAAUUCAUCAAGUGGUGGAUUGGAAUCAUACCGCUGUCGGCACUCAUAUGGACAGCGUCUUAUCAUUUUGGGGCCGGUUUGUGCCAGUAUGCGCGAAUCAGGCGUUUAAGCGUAAGGAAGAGCAUGUCGACUUUGAUUCUCGGCCUUACAAGCAUGGGGCUAGUAGGUUUGUGGCGGCUUUCAAAAACAACCUCUGUAUUUUACAACAGUGACUACCAGCGAAUUUUGAACGCGGUUAUCCGCUGA
Molecule: messenger RNA, 849 nt
Organism: Lachancea lanzarotensis
Lineage: Eukaryota; Fungi; Ascomycota; Saccharomycetes; Saccharomycetales; Saccharomycetaceae
Gene: MCP1
Product: LALA0S01e03202g1_1
Exons: 1
Coding region: 1-849 (282 amino acids)
Biological process (GO): mitochondrion organization; lipid homeostasis
Cellular component (GO): mitochondrial outer membrane
Source: RefSeq, a predicted model, not a curated record